Messenger RNA from Exophiala bonariae, 705 nucleotides. RefSeq lists its product as uncharacterized. The record is from RefSeq and is a predicted model, not a curated record. Gene Ontology annotation, cellular component: cytoplasm. Bases 1 to 705 code for a protein of 234 amino acids. Lineage: Eukaryota; Fungi; Ascomycota; Eurotiomycetes; Chaetothyriales; Herpotrichiellaceae. Gene Ontology annotation, biological process: positive regulation of cytoplasmic translation. Gene Ontology annotation, molecular function: translation regulator activity; single-stranded RNA binding; mRNA binding. The transcript is spliced from 3 exons.
AUGUCAUCUCUGUCGCGUCGCGCAUGUUACAAGUGCGGCAAUGUUGGCCAUUAUGCAGAGGUCUGCACCUCUUCCGAGAGGUUGUGUUACAACUGCAAGCAGCCUGGUCAUGAGUCCAAUAUGUGCCCCCGACCUCGCACAACUGAGACGAAGCAAUGCUAUCAUUGCCAAGGUCUAGGCCAUGUCCAGGCUGAUUGCCCAACCUUGCGCAUCAGUGGUGGUCCAGCUGGUGGUCGCUGCUAUUCUUGUGGUCUGAUCGGCCAUCUGGCUCGCAAUUGCCCAACUCCUAAUGCGGGACCCCCUCAUCCACGUGGUCCUGGUGGUCGUGGUGGCUUCGCUGGAGGUUACAGAACGGGCUACAAUGUGACCACCAACCGUGCCGCCACUUGCUAUAAGUGCGGCGGUCCCAAUCAUUAUGCUCGCGAUUGCCAAGCGCAAGCGAUGAAAUGCUACGCUUGUGGAAAACUUGGUCACAUCUCUCGCGACUGCACUGCUCCCAAUGGAGGCCCACUCAAUGCGGCUGGCAAAACCUGCUACAAGUGCAGAGAACCCGGCCAUAUCAGCAAGGACUGCCCUAACACAGAAGUCAACGGAACAGCGCCAGUCAUUCCUAACGGGACUACUGCUGAUGUACCUGCUCCUGCUCCUGCAGCUGACACACAGGACGUUGCCGUCGCGGCUGCCCCUACCGCCUCCGUGGCAUAA